This is a messenger RNA of Arachis ipaensis, 1243 nucleotides long. The record is from RefSeq and is a predicted model, not a curated record. NCBI's taxonomy places the organism in Eukaryota, Viridiplantae, Streptophyta, Magnoliopsida, Fabales, Fabaceae.
UCUUACACGAGAAAUGUUAGAGAGUCGAAGUAUGUUGUUGAAAAAAGUGAUGGCCCAAAACAAUAAAUUUCAAUGGCUCUCUAGCUUUUCUCUUUUUACAUUGUACCCUUAUUUGUACAUACAACUGAGUAGCUUAUAUUGUAGUAAUUAUAUACAUGAAUGUUUUGGUGUCACAGAUGGGAUACAAUUGAUACUGGUAAACAACUGCAAAGAAAAUGUAUGGCCGGGUAUUCUUGGCAAUGCAGGUCAGGAUUCUCCUAAGGAGGGAGGCUUUCUCCUUCCGAGCGGAGAAGAGGCGGAGAUCCAAGUCCCUAGUGGUUGGUCAGGGAGGAUCUGGGGAAGACAAGGGUGCAUAUUCGAUGACAAAACAGGCAGAGGAACUUGCGAAACCGGCGACUGCGCAGGCCUUUUACAAUGCAAAGGUAUAGGAGGAGCCCUUCCUGCAACGCUAGUGGAAAUGACGCUUGGAACCUCACAGAGUCCGCUGCAUUUCUAUGAUGUGAGUUUGGUUGACGGAUUUAACCUUCCGGUGUCAAUGAGGGCGGUUGGGGGCAGCGGAGGGUGUGGUGUUGCGGCGUGUGAGGCAGAUUUGAAUGGUGUGUGCCCUGUAUCGCUUGUUUUGGAGAGGAAUGGGAAGGUUGUGGGGUGCAAAAGUGCGUGUUUGGGUGCAAGAACACACAGGUAUUGCUGCAGUGGGGAAUAUGCUAACCCGGACAAGUGUAAGCCUACGCUCUUUGCUCGAAUCUUCAAGGCUGCUUGUCCACAGGCUUAUAGCUAUGCUUAUGAUCACUCUUCAGCCCUCAAGACUUGUAAGGCACCUCGCUAUUCCAUUACAUUUUGCCCUCCCAAACCGUAGCUAUGUGUUUUUACUUUUUACAAUAUAUAUUUUAUUUAGUGCUUGAUUAUGGUUGACGGUGUUGUCACAUCUGAAACUCUGCUUUUCUAUUAAGUGCUCAUGUUAUAAUAAUAAGUUAAAAUCAAAUGUUAGGAAUUUUUUACUCUCUCUCAUACCAUAGAGGUAAAAAGAAAAUCCAGCCUUCUCUUCUUUAAUAGUUUUUUUUUUAUGGCAAUUACUCCUAUGAAGAUGCCAAAAACAUCUUCUCAUGAUGAUCCUUGUUUAAAAAGUGUAACUUAUUUGUUUAGCAAUACUUUGAAUAAAGAUAACACUUUUACUUUAAAUAAAAAUCAAACCCUAUAAUCUAUCAUCCAAUGAUCAAAAUGAAAUAUUUUCACACGAUGACAA